Molecule: messenger RNA, 3069 nt
Organism: Homarus americanus (American lobster)
Lineage: Eukaryota; Metazoa; Arthropoda; Malacostraca; Decapoda; Nephropidae
Exons: 1
Coding region: 1-3069 (1022 amino acids)
Biological process (GO): telomere maintenance; DNA repair
Molecular function (GO): DNA helicase activity
Source: RefSeq, a predicted model, not a curated record
AUGGCCUUUGUGAGACACUACGGAAGAGCAGAGUACUUUAUCACUAUGACAUGUAAUCCACGUUGGCCCGAAAUUGUUGACAAUUUGGCUCCCGGACAAGAGAGUCAUGAUCGACCAGAUAUUGUUGCGAGAGUCUUCAGAUUAAAAGUGAAAAAGUUUAUGGAACAUAUGAAGAAGGGAAUAUUUGGUACUUUGCAAGCAUGGCUGUACACCAUUGAGUACCAGAAGAGAGGUUUACCCCAUGCACACUUUCUUUUCUGGAUAGCUCCAGAGCACAAAAUCAAAGCCGAAGAAUAUGAUUUGGCAAUUUUUGCAGAAAUCCCUAAAAAAAAGCAAGAUAAAGAACUCCAUGAUCUGGUCAUGAAACACAUGAUCCAUGGCCCAUGUGGUCCCCUAAAUGAAGGAUCCCCGUGUAUGGUCGACAGAAAAUGUUCCAAACAAUUUCCCAAAGAUUUCCUACAAGCUACUGAACAAGGGAAUGACUCCUAUCCAAAAUAUAGAAGGAGAAAGCCAGAAGAUGGAGGUCACAUUGGCAAGAUCAAAAUGAGACAAUAUGGACGUCAAGUUGAGCAAGAAAUCACCAAUCAAUGGGUAGUGCCUUACAAUACAUAUUUGUUGCGACAAUUCAACUGUCAUAUCAAUGUUGAAAUCUGCUCAUCAAUUCAUUCAAUCAAGUAUUGCAUCAGAUACAUAUCAAAGGGGUCAGAUCAAGCUGUUUUUGAGUUACAAAAUAUUGCACAAGUCAAUAGUCAAGAACCACAGGUGAUUGAUGAAAUCAGCCAAUACCAAAACAUGAGAUAUGUGUCAUCAUCAGAAGCAGCAUGGCGGAUUCAUGAGCAUCCUACACAUGUGCAUUUCCCACCAGUUGUUGGUUUGGCAAUUCAUCUUGAGAAUGGACAAAGAGUGCUCUUUCGUGAAGAAAAUGCAUUAGAGAGAGCUGUUGGCCCUCCACCUCCUACAACUUUGACACGUUUUUUCCAGCUCUGCCAAGAUGAUGACUUUGCAAAGGCAUUGAAGUAUGCUGAACUCCCACAAUAUUACAUUUGGAUUAAAAGUACAAAGAAAUGGAAUCGUCGCAAGAGAGGUACUUUGAUUGAUGGAGUUAAUGAGGAUGGCCCGGUUUGGAAAGCUCCGGCCAUUGGCAGGAUGUACACAAUCAGCCCAAGAGUUGGAGAGUGUUAUUUUUUGAGACUUCUCCUGAACGAAGUGAGAGGACCAACUUCAUUCCAAGAUCUAAAAAUAGUUGAUGGCAUUCUAUGCACAACAUUCAGAGAAGCUUGCCUUGCCAGGGGGCUUUUGGAGAGUGAUGACCAUUUACGACUUGCCAUGCAAGAAGCAAGAAUUUCUCAGUCACCUGCAAACAUGAGAUGCCUCUUUGCCAUAAUUUUGACAGCAUGUUCGCCAAGUAAUCCAGCAGAGCUUUGGGAGAUAUUCAAAGAAACAUUGUCAGAAGAUGAUUUAAUGCAACAUCGCAGGUCUAUGAAUGAUCCAGAUGCUCCAGUCUCAGAUUUAAUUUUCAAUCAAGUUUUGUGUCAUUUGGAAUACAAAGUUCUCAUGAUGGGAGGACAUGUUUUGACAACAUAUGGCUUACCAAGAGCACCCCAUGUUGAUAAUGAGCAGCUUUGUCGUGAAUACAGACAUGAGACCAACUACAAUCAGGAGGAGUUGGCAGUUCAGGUUGAUGAACAAUAUAAAAAAUUGACAGAGGAUCAAAGGAGUGCUUAUACAGCAUUUUUGGAGAUGAUGAAUGGUGAAAGAGAAGAUCAUAAAAACAUUAUGUUUCUUGAUGCACCUGGAGGAACAGGUAAGACUUAUUUGCAAAACUUAAUUCUAGCAAAAAUUAGGUCAGGAGGAAAAAUUGUGCUGGCAACUGCAUCAAGUGGUAUUGCAGCAACAUUGUUGGAAGGAGGACGUACUUUGCAUAGCACUUUCAAAGUACCAUUGGACACAUACAGAAUGGAUGAGCCUACAUGUUCAGUUACUCGAAACUCUAACAUGGCCAAAGUAAUACGGGAAACAAAAGCAAUAAUUGUUGAUGAAGCCCCCAUGGCUCAUAAGACUGUUUUUGAAGCUAUUGAUCGAACUUUACAAGACGUCACAGGUGUCAAGAAGACAAUGGGUGGUAUUCAAACUCUACUAUCAGGGGACUUCCGUCAAAUUUUGCCUGUUGUGAAAAAUGGAACAAGAGCAAACAUUGUUGAUGCAAGUUCAAAGGAAUCCUACCUUUGGAGACACGUAUUUGUGAAGAAGCUGACAACAAAUAUGAGGGCUCAUAUGACUGGAGAUUCAGAUUCAGCAAACUUUUCAAACCUUCUUCUUACAAUUGGAGAUGGACACCUCCCUUAUGUGGAAGUACCUGAUACAAUUUUAGUUCCUGAAGAACUUUGCAAAUGUGUUGAGAAACUAGAGGAUUUGAAGGCAAGAGCGUAUCCAGACUUGAGCUUGAAUGGAAAACAUCCAGACUGGCUUGCUGAGCGAGCGAUUGUUUCUCCAUUAAAUGCCAAUGUCAACAAGUUGAAUAAAUGGUUAAUGAGUGAAUUUCCAGGGCAGGAAAAAGUGUACAAAUCUAUUGACACUACAACAAAUGAUGAUGAAGCUGUACAGUAUCCUACAGAGUUCUUGAAUUCAAUUGAGCUUUCUGGAAUGCCUCCCCAUCUUCUGAAAGUUAAAGUUGGUUCUCCGAUCAUGAUUUUGAGAUCAUUGGACCCACCCCAAACAAUAAAUGGAACAAGAUGUGUUGUAACAAGAUUGCAUGAGAACUUGAUUGAAGCAACCAUUAUAUUCGGCCCUUACAAAGGUCAAGCUCUUCUCAUUCCGAGGAUUCCACUUAUACCAAGUGAUAGCGAGUUGCCUUUUGCAUUUAGGAGGCUGCAGUUCCCAGUGAGGCCAUGCUUUGCCAUGAGCAUCAAUAAGAGUCAAGGUCAAACUUUCAAAAACUAUUGGUAUAGAUCUGACAAACCCAUGUUUCAGUCAUGGCAUGUUUUAUGUGGCUGUUUCAAGGACUGGAACUUCAAAAAACCUCUACAUUUUAGCCAAUCAAAGAAAGACAAGAAAUGUUGUUUACCCUGA